This is a messenger RNA of Fraxinus pennsylvanica, 561 nucleotides long. Lineage: Eukaryota; Viridiplantae; Streptophyta; Magnoliopsida; Lamiales; Oleaceae. The record is from the annotation of a GenBank genome assembly.
AUGACCAAGAGAGAGCUGUCCAGCACUUUAAAGAACUUGAAGUUUAUGCAAAGGACAGCGCAGAAAGAGGAGAUAGGUAAGAAGGAAGAAGAGGUCACACCUGCUGCAGAUUUCUCUUCAUCUAGUAUCCCUAAAAAAUGUGUUGUUAUUGUGGAAGGGGAUCCCCAUCCUGUGGCAAUAAGAGGUCGGAUGUCAUUUCUAUGUUUUAACCCUUCUAUUGAUAAACUCAAUGAAGGUCAUCAACCAGAAGCCUCUACUACAAAUUCUGGGCAACAAAGUGAAACAAUAUCUACCAGAGAAAAUGGGAAUGUACAAGGCGCGUCAGACAUUUCUGAACCAGAUAGUUUGAGGUAUGAUGAAAAUGGAGAUCUUAAAAGGAAGCAAGGCAAUGUUGUCUCCGGCACAACAUAUCCAAAUAAGUCGCAGAAAAAUUUUCGUGCCGAUCAACAAUCAUCUCCAAAUGGCAGUCAUAAUUCUCACAAGAAAACCAAGCAUGAAAAGCUGGACUGGAAUGUUCUUCGAUCUCCUAAGUAUCAAAACAAAAGGAAAGGAGCGCUAUAG